GCGUGAAGGCGGAAGUGACAUUCAACGUUUUAAUGCGGAAGUGUUUUUUUCCUCUGUUAUUCUCCGCUCUCAAAAAUAAGUAUUGAAGAAUCAUACAUUUACAAUCCUCGCUGUUUGUUUGUAAAAACGUGACAGUUUGUUAAUACAUCGCUGUCUUUAUAUUUCCGAAACGCCGUUCGUUUUUGAUUUUUUCAGCCCCUAUGGCUGCCAACAACAACUUGCAGAAAGCUAUAGAUCUGGCCAGUAAGGCAGCUCAGGAGGAUAAGGCGGAAAACUAUGAAGAGGCCCUGCGUCUAUAUCAACAUGCUGUUCAAUAUUUCUUGCAUGUUGUCAAAUAUGAAGCACAGGGUGAUAAGGCCAAACAAAGCAUUCGGGCCAAAUGUGCCGAAUAUCUAGACCGGGCUGAGAAGCUGAAAGAAUACUUGAAGAAGAAAGAGAAAGCCCCAGCGAAACCAGUGAAGGAGUCUCAGUCCAGUGACAAAGGGAAUGAAAGUGAUGGAGAAGGAGAAGAUCCAGAGAAAAAGAAAUUUCAAAAUCAACUCUCAGGAGCCAUUGUCAUGGAGAAGCCAAACAUUAAAUGGAACGAUGUUGCCGGGUUGGAAGGGGCCAAAGAGGCUUUGAAAGAAGCUGUCAUUCUGCCAAUCAAAUUCCCACAUCUCUUCACAGGUAAAAGAACUCCCUGGAGGGGCAUCCUUCUCUUCGGGCCUCCUGGAACAGGCAAAUCUUACCUGGCCAAAGCGGUAGCGACAGAAGCCAACAAUUCCACCUUCUUUUCCAUCUCCUCCUCAGACCUGGUAUCCAAGUGGCUGGGAGAGAGUGAAAAAUUUGAGAAACGCAUCUACAUUCCUCUGCCAGAAGAGCACGCUCGCGGAUUCAUGUUCAAGCUGAAUCUGGGCAGCACGCCUAACAGUCUCACCGAAUCGGACUUCAUGACUCUGGGCAAGAAGACGGAAGGUUACUCUGGUGCUGACAUCAGCAUCAUCGUCAGAGACGCCCUCAUGCAGCCCGUCAGGAAGGUUCAGUCCGCCACUCACUUCAAACGGGCACGAGGACCAUCAAGGAGUGACCCUAAUGUCAUAGUCGAUGACCUCUUAACCCCUUGCUCCCCAGGUGAUCCACAGGGUACUGAAAUGACAUGGAUGGAAGUCCCUGGAGAGAAACUUUUGGAGCCAAUUGUUUCCAUGUCGGACAUGCUGAGGUCCCUCACCAACACAAAGCCCACCGUCAACGAGCAGGAUCUGGAGAAGCUGAAAAAGUUCACAGAGGACUUUGGACAGGAGGGCUGAACAGAGCCGGUCUCCCGAAACCAAAGCAAACAGAUUGUGAUUGUCACGUCUUCUCUCUUGCCCUUCACACGCCCCUCUCUUCCUUUCGUACCCAUGCUCUUCCUCUGACCGACGAGCCCUUUCAACUCAGGCUAAAGGCUAGAUGUCAUUUGAAAUGUGUAUCUCUUCAAGCCCACCUCAGUUUUUCUUCACAUGUUAAUAGCUGCUCUGCCUACAAGGCUGCCAUCAGUACCUUGUGACCAUCAUGCAUCAAUCCUUGAGUCUCAAUCAUAAUUAUCUGUGCUUUCUAUGAAUAACACAGUCAGCAGGAGCUACAACAGAUGUGCUGUAAAACAAUUAGCAAUUAUAAUUUGUUCCUAAACUAAUACUAAUGUCAGUUUUGUUUACAGCCACAUACAUCUGAAUGGACAAUAGACGACACAUGAAGACUUUCCAGCUCCGUUUUAAAAUGCUUUUGUUGGCUGUGCUUUGUUUUGUAGGAGAAGAACCAUUUAAAUAGCUCUUGUCUGUUGUUGCAAAGACCUCUUUGGGUGCAGGUGUAGACUUCAUUCACAAGGGUAGUGAGAUCUGUCUUUCCGGAGCUGUGUUUUCCUUCUCGUUUGAGAAAGUCAUGGUUUGAAUCUGUGCAUCGGGAUUUGAUACAACACUUAGAGAUCCGCAUUUAACAAUUCAGGCACUCUUUACAUAUACUACAUAUGGUUUUAUCUCCAUGUACAUCAUUACUUUCAGUAUAUUACUGUAAAAUGUGCUCUUCCUUCACCGAGAUAUGAGUUGCAUUAUAUGUUGAGGGGCCAAUGUUGGACGUUGGUUGUAAAUUCACUUGCUGAGGCUCAACACACAACGUGCCUUCUCUGCAUUUUCCUCCUGUCUGUCUCUCUCGAUCUGCGUACACAUAGAUGCACAAAUGAUGCUUAUUGAUGGCUAUAUAACUGUUUUUAUAGGCAGAAGGUUUGGGAAUGAUUGGAUGAUAUUUGCACAUUUCAUUUAAAACUGUACAAACAUAUAUAUCAAUCUGUAUACAGCUCCUAUGCACUUAUAGGGUGUUUGGUUUGCCAUUUAAAAACCUGUAAGACAUUGUACUAUUAGAAUGUAGAUGUGUUUGGUUUGUUUUAAGGAUAAGUCUUGUUAAACAGACAGUCUAAAAGUGGUUGAGCUUGUUCAUUUUAAUAUUCACAUGUAAAUAAAGGUUGAAAUGAAA
Messenger RNA from Sinocyclocheilus grahami, 2484 nucleotides. Its product is annotated as vacuolar protein sorting-associated protein 4B-like. The record is from RefSeq and is a predicted model, not a curated record. Gene Ontology annotation, molecular function: ATP binding; ATP hydrolysis activity. The transcript has 9 exons. NCBI's taxonomy places the organism in Eukaryota, Metazoa, Chordata, Actinopteri, Cypriniformes, Cyprinidae. Gene Ontology annotation, biological process: endosomal transport; vacuole organization. The coding region runs from base 201 to 1286 and encodes 361 amino acids.